AUGAAUAAUGUUACACAGCUAGAGCAAAAUAACAUCAAAUCGAUAAUUGGAGCUUCCUAUAAUAGACUUUACGGACAAUUCACAUCUCCUGACUUGAAAGAAGUAGGUAAUUAUAAGAUAUUGGAUCAAAUUGGUGAGGGAUCCUUCGGGAAAGUGUAUCUGGCUUCUCAUAGAUUAACCCAUUGUAAAGUUGUGUUAAAGACAAGUAAUAAAAGCGACCCCAAUAUUGUAAGAGAGGUGUUUUAUCAUAGACAGUUCGACUACCCGUAUAUCACACAAUUAUAUGAGGUAAUUGUCACAGAAUCUAAAGUAUGGAUGGCUCAAGAAUAUUGUCCGGGGAAAGAUCUAUACGACCAUGUCUUAUCCUUACAGAGAGUUCCUUCUAGUGCAUGCAUAGAAUUAUUUACUCAGAUAGUUGGUGCAGUAUACUAUGCACACUCUUUGAAUUGUGUCCAUAGAGAUUUAAAAUUAGAAAAUAUCUUAUUAGAUAAGAAUGGUAAUGCUAAACUUACUGAUUUUGGAUUCACAAGAGAAUGUAUGACAAAGACUUCAUUAGAAACGAUAUGUGGGACAACUGUCUAUAUGGCACCUGAAUUGAUUAAAAGAGAAAGCUACGAUGGUUUUAAGAUAGAUAUCUGGUCCUUAGGUGUGAUACUUUAUACAAUGCUAAAUGGUUCCAUGCCAUUCGAUGAAGAUGACGAAACUAAAACAGAAUGGAAGAUCAUGAAUGAAAUGCCUGUAUUCAAUGACACUAUCCUUUCGGAAGACGCAAAAGAUCUACUCAUCAAAUUACUUUCGAAAGACCCUAAUGAGAGACCUUCAAUGCAGGAGAUUUUACACCAUCCAUUCCUACAACCAUAUGGUAGUCUACUCUUGGAGAAAACUGAUAGAUUGUUAAGGAAACAACGCAAUGGUACGAUUCAUUUCCAUUCAAAGCUGGAGAGGAAACUACUUAAGAAUUUAAAAAGAACUGGGUUUGAUACGCAGGCAAUGAAAGUUUCUGUUCAGAAAAGAAAGUCCGAUUUGCUGUCAGCCACAUGGACUUUAUUGUUGCAACGAGAGAAGAGACACGAAAAGGUCAACCAACCCAAAAGGAGCCGAUCGUUACUGUCUGUCAGAAAGGUAUUUGAAUCCAGUUCCCCUAAUAUUGGUCAAGAUCUUCUAAAGGAAACUGAUGAUUUAAGGGAAUUGAAACUAGUGAAGUCGAUAAGUAGAAGGAUCAGCAAACGAAUAGAUCCAAGUUUACCUAGCGGGAAGAAGUCAUUUACAUCUCUCGAUGAUCAAGAACAGAAAGAGAAUACAGCUUCCAAACCGUUGUCAAGAAUUGAUUCAUCUGUGAGCAAAGAAACUACGCCUGGAAAAAACAACAUCUUCAAAAAGAUGUCAAAGUUUUUCAAACAAAAAAAAUAUUUGAACAAUUCCACUCCUGAUUCGAAUACAUUAACUUCAAACUAUGGUGAUACUCGUAGCCCGUCCACCUCUAUCUCGAAUUCUUAUCGUAGGAAAAAUAGCGAAUCACCCGUUAAGGACAUUACUUCUGUAAAAACAAGUGAAACAACGAUAAAGAAAAACUCACCAAUAAACUCGAAGACUUCCCCAUCGAAGUCUCUCAAAAAUGCCAAGGCACAAACUGAUGAUUCAGCACGUCACAAAAUGCAAGGUACGAAACUGAAAGAAUCGAUAACAAUCGCAGAGCCAAAUUUGAAAAAAUUAAAAUCGAUAGUGUCAAGCGAUUUUUCUCGUAGUUCACUUGCAAAUUAUGAUAGUGAGUCGGUCGACAAUUCCUACUUUCUUCCUAAUGAAGAUAAAAGAGCAGGCCGUUCAGGCUCAGGCAGAGCAAGACCUCUAUCAUUUGUUUCACAGAUAUCGAACGACACUUAUAAUUCAGAAUACUCUACUGACGGGAAUACCUCAUCGAUUAAAUUUGAAGAUCCAAUGAAAGGUACUAAUGAUACUUCAGGAACCUUACAACAAUCUCCCAAACUAGGAGACAACAUAAUCACAGGUUAUCAUAGAAAAUUUAUACGGAGAGAUUUGAGUGUGAUUUCUGGUGCAUCGAGUACAUCCGAAAGAAGUUCUAGAACCGAUUCUUUUUAUGAUAUUACAACUACGACGCUACCAAUCACUAAGAAUGUUAGGAUGAUUAAAAGUGGUUCCUUAAAAGAAUCUGUUCUUCCGAGAUUUGGUAGCCAGCGUUCAUGGACAGGUAAAAGAAGCUAUAUUGGUAGCAGACACGGCGGAACUUUAGGAAGAAGGAAUUCGAAACGGUAUUUUUUGGCUAGUCCACCCAAUGAAACGGAUAAUGUUAUUCAGGAGGAGUCUUCCUCCGAAGAGAGCGUACCUAUCAGUCGUAAUAAUGGCUUGUCGUUGACAAAUAGACUAAACAGCAACCCUCAACAGAUUCGAGACAAUACGCUUGAUUCAGACGAUGAGAAUAUAGGACCCCAUUCAGAUAGUGAAGCAGUGAACUCAAACAUACGGUCAGCAAUGGGCCGUAGUAACAUAUUUUCCGCUGGUACCGAACGGUCAACAAGUGGUGAAAUCAUUUGGUCUCCCCACAAUGAUGAUUCGAAAUCAGUCAUUUCUGAAGGUACUGAUCAUUGUGAGGUAGAUAACGCUGAUAAUGAAGACAAUAUACUUUCUGACAAUUAG
Naumovozyma dairenensis CBS 421 is the source of this 2652-nucleotide messenger RNA. Its product is annotated as non-specific serine/threonine protein kinase. Bases 1 to 2652 code for a protein of 883 amino acids. Gene Ontology annotation, biological process: protein phosphorylation; intracellular signal transduction. The transcript has a single exon. The record is from RefSeq and is a predicted model, not a curated record. NCBI's taxonomy places the organism in Eukaryota, Fungi, Ascomycota, Saccharomycetes, Saccharomycetales, Saccharomycetaceae. Gene Ontology annotation, molecular function: protein serine/threonine kinase activity; ATP binding. Gene Ontology annotation, cellular component: cytoplasm.